This is a messenger RNA of Drepanopeziza brunnea f. sp. 'multigermtubi' MB_m1, 474 nucleotides long. The record is from RefSeq and is a predicted model, not a curated record. Lineage: Eukaryota; Fungi; Ascomycota; Leotiomycetes; Helotiales; Drepanopezizaceae.
AUGAUUUCCAUCAACGCUAUCGUCGCCGCCGCUAUCCUCGCAGCUUCUGUUGUGACAGCAGCACCGGCUGCCGAGCUCAUUGCUGUAGCACCUGCCGACGCGUUGGCUCCGAGAGCAGAGCGAACCAUCAAGCUUUGCGUCCAUAGACGCUGGUUUAGCUGCGUAAACGAUGCUCCAGCUCCUCCCAAUUCUUGCGGUCAGACUCCUCUCCUCAAGCCCCCGUCUUUUUUCUUUUCUCUUCAAGAAACCCAAGCUGACCAGAUUCAAGAGAACAUGAACUACAUGAGUGGAGGAGACAUGACGGAUGCGGUCAGCUCUCUCGAUACCCGUGGCUUCAAAUGCACCUUCUUCGUUGAUGCUCAUUGCCAAACCGAGAGCGGAUCUUUCGAGUUCACUGGUAGCCUAGGCAACCUCAAGAAACACACCGGACUUGAGUACUAUCAAGAUAAGAUCUCCUCUUACAUGUGCCAGUAG